This is a messenger RNA of Cornus florida, 2387 nucleotides long. RefSeq names its product rhamnogalacturonan I rhamnosyltransferase 1. Lineage: Eukaryota; Viridiplantae; Streptophyta; Magnoliopsida; Cornales; Cornaceae. Bases 531 to 2036 code for a protein of 501 amino acids. The transcript is spliced from 8 exons. The record is from RefSeq and is a predicted model, not a curated record. Gene Ontology annotation, cellular component: chloroplast; cytoplasm.
UAGGAUCAAUCGGACAUAACAACAUUUUUCUAUAGUUUUUAUGCGUUUUUGGUUAUUUCAUUGCUGUCGGAGAUCCAAACACACCCUUAUUUCUUUCCUUCAUACUACAAGAACAAGAAAGCAAGAAAUAGAGAGAAAAUAGAAACUUUUUCCAGGAAAAUACUAGCAGGAAAGAAAAAUUUGAAAAAGCAUUUGACGGUUGUGUUUGGGUGGGUGAACUUCAUUUACAUUCUUCUCCUCCUCCCUCGUGAAUUCCCACCUCUUAUCCUCUCCCUCCCCUCAUAAACAUUUAUCUCUCUAGGGUUUUCACUUGCUGAUCUCUGAAAAAAGCUCAAAUUUUUGAAUCAAUUUGCCGGAGUUAUCCACAACCAAUUUCGAUUUUUCACCGAUUAUGAUCGAUCUAGGGUUUAUUUAUUCCGCAUUUGAUCGAAUUCAUUAGGUUUUAUUUGUUGUGGAUUUUGAAAUUUGGGUUUAAAUUGGUGGUGAUUGGUGUUUGGGAAUGAAGAGGCGAUGAGGUGUAAAGAAGAGAAAUGGAGGUUAGAUCCGAGGUUGUACAGUCGAGGUAUGAUAAGUUUACGACGCCGGUGAUACAGAGGACUCGCUUGCAGGUGUGGUUCAUUCGAGUUUGUUCCAGCAUUUUGCUAUGGACCUGUUUGGUUCAGCUCGUGGCCGUCGGUGAGCUGUGGCAUCCACGCUUGUUAACUGGGUUGUCUAACCGGUUCACCGGGAUCACCAAGUUAUCGGUCCAUGUCGAAGAGGCCGUCCCGGCGCCUCCGCUUCUUCCAGCAAGAAGCUACAAAAGUAACGGCUUUCUUAGAGUGACCUGCAAUGGGGGUUUGAAUCAAAUGCGUGCUGCGAUCUGUGACAUGGUGACUGUUGCUCGGCUUUUGAAUCUUACUCUGGUUGUUCCAGAGCUUGAUAAGACAUCUUUCUGGGCUGAUCCUAGCAACUUUGAGGACAUUUUUGACGUGAGACACUUUAUUGAUUCACUAAGAGAUGAAGUUCGAAUUGUCAAAAGAUUGCCAAAGAAGUUUACCAGGAGAUAUGAAUACCGGCUACUAGAGAUGCCUCCUGUUAGCUGGUCAAAUGAGAAAUACUACUUGCAACAGAUUUUACCACUUUUCAGCAAGUACAAGGUCUUACACUUCAAUAGAACAGAUACACGUUUCGCAAACAAUGGGAUCCCUCUUGAUCUUCAGAAACUCAGGUGCCGUGUUAAUUUCCAGGCACUGAAAUUCACUCCUCAGAUUGAGGCUCUGGGAUACAAAUUGGUUCAAAUUCUCCAAGGCAGAGGACCAUUGGUGGCAUUGCAUCUAAGGUACGAGAUGGACAUGUUGGCUUUCUCAGGUUGUACCCAUGGCUGCACUGAGGAAGAAGCGGAGGAGCUCAAAAAGUUGAGGUAUGCAUACCCUUGGUGGAGAGAAAAAGAGAUAGUGUCUGAGGAGAGGAGAUCACAAGGGUUAUGUCCUCUAACUCCAGAGGAGGCAGCAUUAGUUCUGCAAGCUCUGGGUUUCAACAAGGACACACAGAUUUAUAUUGCAUCUGGUGAGAUUUAUGGCAGUGAACGAAGACUUGCAGCGCUAAGAAGUGCAUUUCCACGGAUUGUGAGAAAGGAAAUGCUGCUAGAUCAAGAGGAUUUGCGGCAGUUCCAGAAUCAUUCCUCUCAAAUGGCAGCCCUGGAUUUUAUGGUUUCAACUGCCAGUAACAUUUUUGUUCCCACUUAUGACGGGAACAUGGCAAAACUAGUGGAAGGUCAUCGCAGGUACCUUGGUUUUAGAAAAACAAUCCGAUUGGAUCGGAAAAGGCUUGUAGAGUUGCUGGAUUUGCACCAAAACAGGACACUCUCAUGGGAUGAGUUUUCAGCUGCUGUUCAGCUUGCCCACAAGGGUAGGAUGGGACAGCCAAGUCGUCGUAAAGUUGUCAUGGACAAGCCCAAGGAAGAAGACUAUUUUUAUGCGAAUCCUCAAGAAUGCCUCUGUGAGAGAACAGAUUGUGAUGACCUACUACACCCUACUAAUUCAAGUCCAGUCCAGUGAAGAAUGCGCCCAUGUUGAGAUAUUGUGGUGAACAAGCUGCGGCACUUGAUCAUGGUUGUCUAGAAUGACUGGCGACUGUAUAGCACACGUAACAAGCUUUGGAUUAGAGAGACACCUGAAAGAAUAUGUUGCAUGGAGUUCCCAUUUGGGGAUCUAAGGAUGUGUUUUCAUGCCUGACGAGCAUUGUAAGAAAACGGCAGAAAAGUAAAUUCUUGGAAAUUCCCUUCUUGGCAUCUAAUUUGUUCAUUCCUUUUGUUUGUAUUUCAUUUCUUGGCCGCAUGUGUGAUCAGUACCGUUACAUAAUUCCACAGUUAUCAUUGAUGAUGUUGCAGCAUUUGAUUAUCUUUAAAA